Molecule: messenger RNA, 3311 nt
Organism: Choloepus didactylus (southern two-toed sloth)
Lineage: Eukaryota; Metazoa; Chordata; Mammalia; Pilosa; Megalonychidae
Gene: ST6GALNAC3
Product: ST6 N-acetylgalactosaminide alpha-2,6-sialyltransferase 3
Exons: 5
Coding region: 447-1100 (217 amino acids)
Biological process (GO): ganglioside biosynthetic process; oligosaccharide metabolic process
Molecular function (GO): alpha-N-acetylgalactosaminide alpha-2,6-sialyltransferase activity
Source: RefSeq, a predicted model, not a curated record
GAAACCAGAAGUCACUGAAGAUCCAUUCUGCCAAGCACAAAUAAAUUUCUUGCCAAAGUAUUGAUUUACCUUUUGUUAACAUGGCUCUCAAGAUACUUUUGAGGCCAGUGUUCCUUGCUUACCUUCUGGAUGGAAACUGUUUUUGUUUUUACUUGGGGAGGUGGUGACCUCUGCCCAUGGGCAUGUUCUGAGUGAGUGCGAGAAAGUCUGUGAUUGCCGUGAGCUUCGCAGCAGCCUUCCUCUUCCUGCUGGUUGUGCGCCUUGUAAAUGAAGUGAAUUUCCCAUUGCUACUAAACUGCUUUGGACAGCCGGGUGCAAAAUGGAUUCCGUUCUCCUACGCAUACAGGCGGCCCCUUCGAACUCACUAUGGAUACAUAAAUGUGAGGACACAAGAGCCUUUGCAACUGGACUGCAACCUUUGUGCCAUCGUGUCAAACUCAGGUCAGAUGGUUGGGCAGAAAGUGGGGAACGAGAUAGACCGCUCCUCCUGCAUCUGGAGAAUGAACAACGCCCCCACCAAGGGCUUCGAAGAAGACGUUGGUCGUAUGACAAUGAUUCGAGUUGUGUCCCAUACCAGCGUUCCCCUUUUGCUAAAAAACCCUGACUAUUUUUUCAAGGAAGCAAACACUACCAUUUAUGUAAUAUGGGGCCCUUUCCGCAAUAUGAGGAAAGACGGCAAUGGCAUUGUUUACAACAUGUUGAAAAAGACGGUUGACAUCUAUCCGAAUGCCCAAAUUUACGUGACCACAGAGAAGCGCAUGAGCUACUGUGAUGGCGUUUUCAAGCAGGAGACUGGGAAAGACAGAGUCCAGUCCGGCUCCUAUCUCAGCACGGGGUGGUUUACCUUCAUUCUGGCCAUGGAUGCCUGUUACAGCAUUCACGUCUACGGGAUGAUAAAUGACACCUACUGCAAGACAGAAGGGUAUAGAAAAGUCCCAUACCAUUACUAUGAACAAGGCAGAGAUGAAUGUGAUGAAUAUUUUCUUCAUGAACAUGCCCCAUAUGGGGGGCACAGGUUUAUCACUGAAAAGAAAGUGUUUACUAAAUGGGCCAAGAAACACAGGAUAAUAUUUACACACCCAAACUGGACAGUGUCUUGAUGUUGAUUCUUCUGAUCUUGUCACAACACUUGACAUGAUGAUACUGACACUGUGAUGCUGAUGAUGCUAAAGCUGAUGAUGAUAAAGAUGAUGAUGAUAAUGAUGAUGAUGAAGAUGAUGAUGAUGAUAAAGACAAUGAUGAUCAAGUUCCUGCACAUUCACAGACAUGGAUGGUGACUCUGCCAAUAAUUUGAUCUUGGGGUUCUGUGAAGGGUGGUUGUGCUCACUAUAUUCUCUCUGAAGGUUCAACACUACAUACUGCACUUUAUAAUUUAACUGGAAUUGAAAUGAAGGCCAGUGACCUGACAGCUGUAACCUAAGAAAUGGGAAGAUUAUCCUUCAAGGUGGCCACCCAGAAUUAUUAAACAGUGAGUAACUUCCAAAGUCCAUGGGCAUUAGCCCCAUAAGACAAGGUUAUUGAUUUCAUGGCAUCUUGCAACUGAGCAGCUCCACCAUCUGAAGAAUGGUUGAUUGUCAAACACUGACCCAAAAAAUGAUAUAUGGAUACAAGUAUCUUACCACAGUAACUAGUUAGAGGCAGGAAAGGUAUUUCUUCCUGACAUACCAUCUUCCUACACUAUUUCCUAUAGCUAAAAUCUCAGGCCAAGUACCUAAUUAACAAUGUAGGUAUCACAGACUUCCUGCCCAUCAGGAUUACUUGACUAUCUCAAACACUUAAUUCAAAAUGGGCCAAAUAGCAAAUCUUGAUGAAUUUCCACUUUAACUACUCCAUUAUUACUACCCCAAACAAUAUAACUACACAUGUUAUUAGAAUGAUCUUAUUAAUGUUUAGUUAUUUUUUUUGCAUCCUAGGUAUUUCGGAAGGCCAUUUAGCAUGGAAGAUACCAGUUUCAACACUGUAAUAACACAUACUGUGAAAAUAUCCUAAAACAUACCUGAAAAGGUUUACUAACUCUGCUUCAACAUCCCAAAACACAAAAUUACAUAAUUCUUAACAUCAUGAAGUAUGGAAAGCAAAGCAUAUUUUUACAUCAAUUUGUAUAUUAUCAUACUUCAUAAUGUAAAUUUGUAUAUUCAAAUUUUUAAUGUAUAGGCCCAAGUGUGUCUCUCCACAUAUUACAUUAUCAUUGUCAAGUGCCAAAUGUUAAACAUAGAUAGGAAAUGAUUCCUUGUAUUUGAAUCUGACCAGAGCUUUUGCCUUCUUGGAGUUGAUUUUCCCCACAGUAUAUGUGUCAAUUGUUAUACCAUAAUAACAACAAUAAUAAUGACCUUGGUGUCCAAAGUUCUUUGUCAUUUAGAAUCCUUUUACAUAUGUAUCCCAUGUGAGGCCCCUCAACACCCUGUUGGGCUGUUGCCCUGGUAUUCUGCAAUCUCUUUAGCAAAGGAUAUCUAAGUUGUUAAUUGUUCUGAUAUAUUUGAUUGUUUCCCCUUGCUAAUAUUUGUAUAGAAUAGCAUUGAGGUAGAUUAGAAUGAUUUCAGUGCCAAGUACAAUACAUCAGGAUUAUGCAAAAAGGAUAACUAGGAUGGUCUUGGCCAAAACUAGGACCCCUGGGCACUUAAGUACUUUUGAUUUUCUUUUUUAAAAUGGCUCUAUUUAAGUGGGGAAUAGAUGAAGCAGGGACAAUGGGAGGAAAUAAAAGCAGAGAAAUAGAAUUCCCUGUCCCAACCUGAGAUGCCUCUAUUCUCCAUAUACUCAUUGCUCAGUAAAUAUCAGAGAAUAUUUGCUGAAAGAGUAGCUGAGAGUUAGAAACAUCCUUGCAUAAUGAUUUACGAGACAAAAGCCAGGUGUAAGUAGUUUAUAUUGACAGAAUGUUUUGGAGUCUGGAAGUGAUGAUUCAUUUCACCUCAGGUGCACUUUGCAGGUCUUUAAAAAGUGCCAAAUACCAUGAUCAGUUAUCAUUAAAAUGUGCCAUCUUGGCAAAAGCGUCUUUCCUGCUCUCUUUUGCCAAUUUUGAUAUGCCAAUAUGCACUCCAUCAAAAUUAUCAAGCACCAAUCGCAUCCUUGAAGGGAGUUGUAUUCUUUUGUUGUUUCCUUAAGUAAUUUUUGUUUUAUCAAUGUUAGUUUUUCUAGAGCUAAUGAUGGAUAGAAAUGUCCACUCAAAGAAAAAUAAACAGAUACAAAUGUUAAAAGUAUAAUGCAGACUGUUUCUCUCCCCAUUGUGAUAUAAAAAAUUCACUUUUAAAUAAAAGAGAAUACUUGAUUAAUCAGAAUGCCUGAGACUGAGAUAACCUAAUUUGUUUAGUUUUCUG